Messenger RNA from Saitoella complicata NRRL Y-17804, 1192 nucleotides. Its product is annotated as siroheme synthase-like protein Met8. The record is from RefSeq and is a predicted model, not a curated record. NCBI's taxonomy places the organism in Eukaryota, Fungi, Ascomycota, Saitoellomycetes, Saitoellales, Saitoellaceae. Bases 310 to 1131 code for a protein of 273 amino acids. Gene Ontology annotation, biological process: siroheme biosynthetic process. Gene Ontology annotation, molecular function: precorrin-2 dehydrogenase activity; protoporphyrin ferrochelatase activity. The transcript has a single exon.
CCCGUCACGUUCCCUUUCCAUUUCCAUUUCCCUUUGCCCAGUCCGUUUUGAAUCGGGUCUUCGUUACCGCAGACACGCUAUUCCCGAUUCGGUGGAUGGGUAAGGCCCCUCUACCUUAUCGCACUGGACUGCAGAUCAGCGAUCAUCGAAAUUAUCGGCGUGAAGAGGAGGCAAGAAGCAAGAAGCAACCCUCUCCUUCCUCAUUCCCCACCAGUGCCCAGGCUUGUUCAUCAGUCAAACCCACAGAUAUUCCAGCAAUCGACGAACGAAUUCGAACGAGAGCAAACAGCGAUAAAUAAUCCAUAAGCAAUGACAGAACCCCAACCCCACGAAGAGUUCCCCCCCAUCCGUAAGGGCGGAUCCCUCAUCCUCGCCUGGCAAAUACGCAACAAGAAAGUCUUGAUCGUAGGCGGAGGCAAUGUCGCCGCCGGCCGAAUCGUCAACGUCCUCGAAGCCGACGCCAAGGUGACCGUCAUCUCCCCCCGCUCCGGCCUCAUCCCCGAAGUCGCCUAUCGCGUCGAGGAGGGUCAGGUGGAGUAUGUCGAUCGCACGUUUAUCGAGGAUGACUUGGAAGGGGUGGAUAUGUGUCUCACGGCUAUUGAUGAUCCGGAGGCAUCAAGGGAAAUUUACAAGUUGUGCAAAGCGCGCCGCAUACCCGUCAAUGUUGCAGAUGUCCCCCCCGAAUGCGAUUUCUACUUCGGGAGUCAGCAUCGGGAUGGCGCGCUGCAGAUUAUGGUCUCCACCAACGGUAACGGCCCCAAACUCGCCAACCUCAUUCGCCGGAGGAUUGCAGAGGCGUUACCUGCCCGUACGGCUGAGGCAAUCGACAAAGUCGGUCAACUGCGCCGGAAAUUGCGGAGGAGGGCACCGAAUAUUGAGGAAGGUCCUAAGCGGAUGAGAUGGAUGAUUAAGGUGUGCGAUGAGUGGUCGUUCGAUGAGCUUGCGGAGUUGGAUGAGGAGACUAUGGAGAAGAUUCUGGAUGGGUAUGCGAGUGAGACGGUCCCGUCGUCUCCGAGUAGGACUUUCUUCAAAUGCGGAGCUCUUGGGAGGGAUGCUGUGUGGUAUACUGCGGUGACGGCUUCUUUCGUUGCUGGCGCAUUAUCCUCGUUUAUGUGGGCGAGACGCCGGUAAGUGGAGGGAUGUGCGAGGACGAGUCUGGGAUAGCGGGUACAGCACGAAUGAGUGGACGGGU